UUGUAUCGGUCUCUCGAUUUUUAGACUUAAGCAGUGUUGCUUACAAGAGAAGUAAAGACAUGACAACUGAUCUAGGAGCCGGGAUUCCUUCGAGUCAGUCCUUCAACAGUUUUAUGGAGAUGCACCAACAUCUUCAUUCAGACACAGAUGGGCUACCUAGCUGGCCCGUCCAUGUGUAUGAUGGCUAUAUGGAACAUCCAGGCCGUGGAGAGGUGUUUUUAUUCACCUCCGAAUCUGUAGGAGAAGGUCAUCCAGAUAAAAUGUGUGACCAAAUCAGUGACGCCAUUUUAGACGCACAUCUUUCCCAAGACCCGGAUGCAAAGGUAGCGUGUGAAUGUGUAACCAAAACGGGUAUGGUUCUUUUAUGUGGAGAGAUAACUUCUAAGACACAUGUGGACUAUCAGAGGGUUGUUCGAAACACUAUUAAGCAUAUUGGUUACGACGAUUCUUCUAAAGGUUUCGACUACAAAACAAUGAAUCUAGUGGUGGCUAUAGAAGAACAAAGUGAAAACAUUGCUAGCGGAGUUCAUCACGAAAAGGACGAAGACACAUUGGGAGCUGGAGAUCAGGGCUUGAUGUUCGGCUAUGCUACCAAUGAGACUGAAGAAUGUAUGCCGUUGACUGUAAAAUUAGCCCACGUGUUAAAUCUACGUUUAGCUGAAAUGCGACGAGAUGGAACAUUCUGGUGGGCUAGACCAGAUUCCAAAACACAGGUAACAUGCGAGUAUUACUUCGACCAUGGGGUUGCUGUGCCCAUUCGGGUACACACCGUUAUUAUCUCUGUUCAGCACUCUGAUGAGAUUAGUUUAGAGGAACUUCGCAAACAGAUCUUGGAAAAGCUCAUCAAAACUGUUAUUCCUCCCGAACUGAUGGAUGAUAAAACAAUUUUGCACAUUAAUCCAUGCGGUAAAUUUGUCAUAGGUGGACCUAUGGGUGACGCAGGCUUGACGGGGAGAAAGAUAAUAGUUGAUACUUACGGCGGCUGGGGAGCCCAUGGAGGAGGAGCCUUUUCCGGUAAGGAUCCUACCAAAGUCGAUCGCUCUGCUGCUUAUGCUGCUCGCUGGGUAGCAAAGUCAUUGGUGAAAUCUAAGCUCUGCAAACGGUGUCUUGUCCAGCUCUCCUACGCUAUCGGUAUAUCCGAACCAAUCUCCAUAGCAAUUUUCACCUACGGAACAUCGAAACUUUCUCAUCUAGAACUAUUACAGAUCGUCAGGGAUAACUUUGAUUUGCGGCCAGGCAAGAUCAUAAAGGAUUUGGACUUAAAACGUCCGAUUUUUCAGAAAACGAGUACUUAUGGUCAUUUCGGUCGGGAUGAUUUUCCCUGGGAAAUUACGAAGAAGCUAACGCUACCAACUGGAUGCCCUUUUGUUGAAUAAAUAUUAGGAAGGAAUUUGUAAUUAAUUUCUUUGUUUUCAUGUUUUAUGUUAAAACUGUUUUUGAAAGUGACAUGAAUUUUGGAAUCAUAACAUUUCUUUCUUUAUAUUCGAUCAAGAGAUGGUAAUAUUAUAGUAAACUUCGAUAAUAAGGUCCGUGAGUAGUUUUGAAGGAUUUUACCAUAAGAUUACAUAAAUUUUGUAAAUAGCAAUGCCAUAGUUUAUAGUAUGUAAAGUACUUACAAAUGUAGAAGGUAUAAAAUGAACAGCGUGUCUAUAGUUAGUUAUCUACAAAGAACUGUACGUAU
Molecule: messenger RNA, 1681 nt
Organism: Limulus polyphemus (Atlantic horseshoe crab)
Lineage: Eukaryota; Metazoa; Arthropoda; Merostomata; Xiphosura; Limulidae
Product: S-adenosylmethionine synthase-like
Exons: 9
Coding region: 60-1376 (438 amino acids)
Biological process (GO): S-adenosylmethionine biosynthetic process
Cellular component (GO): cytosol
Molecular function (GO): ATP binding; methionine adenosyltransferase activity
Source: RefSeq, a predicted model, not a curated record